UUCACAGAAACAACAAGCAUUCAUUAUUCAUCCUUAUGCAUGUCGGAUCAGCAGCAGUUGAUGAGUGGAGGUUCGGAACGUAUGCAUUUUUGUUUUUCGUAUCAAACAGUAAAAUUGGUUUCUUGGGGGCUUGAUGUACCUGCCUACUCGAGGAAUUAGCGUUGGAAAAGUGAAGUAGUGUGCUGUUUAUUAACAUCCGCUACCAAGUACAUCUGACUGAUGAGUGACAUCAUUGGCUUGCAUUGAUUGGUCCACUGUCUGGUUCCCAUUCUACAGCUGCAAACACAAAAGGAAGUUGAAGGACGAUAUUUCCACCGUGAAAUCGGCUGUGAACUUGAAGCAUUUAGUCAAGUGAUCUACGGUGACUUGCAGGGCCUGUGUCAGGCCACAAUUUGUCAACAAUAGGGACUAUUGUCACCACUCCAAUGAAUCCGGUAAAUGGCAUUCAUGAGAUCGAUAUGCCAAAGUCAAAGUUACUGCACAGACAAAGUGAGAGCGCUAGGAAGAGAAUGGAGCACUGCCAAUAUUUGGCAACAGAGUCUCCCGAGCCGACAUAUGACCUGUCCCGUUGUGAGCUGUAUGAGGUUCCAAGUGGUACAUUCUCAAUGUGCAAGGUUUUACGGAAAGAAGCUCUGAUUUUGAGUGAUAAUCUCUUGUCGUCACUAUCAGGAGGCGGCAAUAUUAAAGAUUUAGCAAUGCUACGGGUGCUGGAUUUACACAGCAAUAAGUUAUCAGAGAUACCCGAUGCACUGACAGGUAUCAGUGGAUUGCAAGUCUUAAAUCUGGACAACAAUCAACUCAAGAAGCUUCCUCGUGAUACGGGCAAACUACAGGCUCUGCAGACACUCACUAUCAAAGGAAACCAAGUGAAAGAACUACCAGGGACUAUUUGUCUGAUGAAAUCUUUGAGAACGUUGGAUAUUUCGGACAAUAAGAUCAAGGACUUGCCUUCUAAACUUUGCUACAUCAGGACACUUGAGACUUUGAGUCUAGAUGCCAAAAACAUGAGACAUCCAAUAGCGAGUAUCUGCAUGCAGGGAACUGAAGCAAUUAUGAAGUCACUUUGUGCAGAGUGUGGCACUGAUUAUAGCCCACCAUCGCAACAUGUUCUGAAUGUGCUGGACCCUCCUAAAGUCUCCCCCUCUGAAGACAAGCCAUCAUCGCUUCGAAGUCUUGAAGAAGAAGAAGCCAACUUGAGUAAUAGUAUCAUGCAGUAUGAGAAAAUCCAGGAGAGUAAAAGAUUGGAGAGGAUGAGACUGGAAAGAGAACUUGAAGAAAUGGAGAGAGAGCAAGCGCAACUGGUGACUCAGACGGACAAACGACACUUGGGAUUGCUCAAGGCCCUCGAAAAGGAGCAAGCUGACUUGGAUUCAGGCAUUAAAACGCUGCAAGAGAGAAGUGACAUAGAGAAACAAAACUUGCUCUCUGUGCUACAUGAUGUUGAAAGACAGUCUACUGAUCUUGUUCACCAACUUUUGGAGAUGAAUGAGAAAGCGCGGAAGAAAGAAGCUCUUUUGGAUCAAUUGGAGAAGGAAAGGAUGGAGUUAGAUGCCACAUUCCUUGUGGUCUCUGAGGAACAUGACCUCUUACGAGAGAAAGACAUCUUGAAGUUUAUGCAAGUCAUCAUGAAGGAGAACUUUGAGUUGGAUCAGCUGAGAAACAGAUAUGAUAAACACAAGGAGAACAUUAGAAAGGAAGCAGAAGACAGUGAAAAUGUUGCAUUUAAUCAGCUGAGCUCACAGCUUCACGCUAAGCAGCUAAACAACGAUGCUAUCGUAGCCAACCUGAUGAAAGCUGAAGAAUUCCAACGAGAAGCAUUUGAGAUGUUGCUGCUUAGCAAGGAUGCUAAGCAUAAGCGACUGACUGAGGAGAUCUACAUGCUGCAACAGCAACUUGCUGAGGUGACUAUGGCUGAGCUAGAGAAACAGUCUGUCAAGGCUGAGUCAACUAACAUUGCUCUGGAGCAGAAGAGAGAGGAUCUGGCUGCCUUGCUGAAACAGCUCAUGAUUGAGAGAGAAGAUCGAGAAGAAGAACUCAAAAAAAGACUUCUGGAGAUGGAACAGAGACGUGAGGAUGAUGUCCAGGACUAUUGGCUGAUCCAAUUCCAGAGACUGAUGGAUCGUAAGCCACAAUCACUUAUUGAUCAGGAAAACAACUUGGAGUUUUCAGUCUUGGAAAUCUUGAACAGGUCAGGAGCUGAUGAUUACAUUCCCAUGUUUGCUCGACAUCGAGUUACCAUAGAAACCAUGCUACAAUUGACAGACAACGACUUGAAAGAGAUUGGUGUUCAUGAAGUUGGCUUACGUCGUUCUAUUUUAUCAAACAUUGCUAACUUCACCAAAGAGAGGGAUAAUGCGUCACUUAAAGCCAAGGAAAUGGAGUCUCAUGUUGAUGUUCCCAGAAGAGAUCCAACAGCGCCCUCUAUUGAUGAAGCUGGUGCAAGCGCAGUCGCAGGUGCAGCCCUUGUGAAGGAAGUCACUGUUCGGGUCAAUGCUGAAUGCGUUAUCUGUAUGGAGAAUAACUCGGAUGUUCUCUUCCUGAACUGUGGCCAUGUCUGUUGCUGUGGUACAUGCUCUGGAAGUUUACGGCUGUGCCCACUGUGUAGGAGCGACAUUCACACCAAGAUCAAUAUGCAGAAAUCAAGUCAGUCGGUGAUUGGUGGAUGUGUAGACUAGCCCGGUAGGCAGAUGAGUACAAAGGUAUGGAGAGUUGUUGGUGUUUGUAAAGUGAAGAGGCAGGUUUUGCUUGUAGUAUGGUGUCCAGGGUAUGAUGCAUGAAGGAGUGUCAAGGAUCCUUGUUGAUCUUCAUCUUGUACAUGUUGGGCGUGAUGGGUGGAUCUGUACAACUGGUUGAUAGCGCCGCCAUCAGUUGAUAACCUCUACUUUCUACUUCACAGCUCUGGAGGAUUGUUUAGAAAAAGGGAAACAACUUCUGAUUUUCUACAGGAAAUGGACUGAUCGCGCAAGUGCAUCUCUGCACAAUGGAGUAAUCGCGCAAAGAUACGCAGAUCCACUGAUUAUGCCCAACACAGAAUCUGUCCAUACACUCCAUACAUUGUAUUAAAUUGUACAUAAUUCAAACCCACCUCAUGUACAGUUUUCUUUUUCAAGAUGAGUUUGUAUUCUAUUCUCCAGUCUAGCAUGUCUCAAGAAAAUUGAUUUUUUAACAUUGACAGUGAUGAACCCGUCUAUGCACCUAUCGCUAGUUUUACGGAUGUACGGUUAUAACAAUUGUAUGAUGCAAAAACAAAAAGUUACAUUAUCAGUUUUGAGUUGCUGAAAAGUCCCAUGUUGACAGCCGCUGCAAUGUCAAACAUACAUUUUGAUCACAUGGUUUUACUACAUGGCCAAGGUCCUUCUUUGGGCCCCGAGUAAUCCAAGUGCCGACGCACAGUAGAAUAACCACAGUGGAAUGUUAACAAUCACUGAGGCCCCCCAAAAAGGCUCUAUUUUCUGAUAUGGAGCUUGCCCCAAAGGUGUUUCGGCGACCCUUUUUUUUGUUCCCCUACUUUAUUUUUCGUCAGUGCACAGAAGUCAGAACAAAGUUGUCAGCUGAUAUUGCAGAUGACGCUUAGAUCCCUUUAAACUCUGAAAAUAUCCUUCAGGUUGUAGCUUGAGGUGACAUCAGUAAAGGCCACAAGGCUUGAGAAUUCUGCGCCCACUUACGAUCUCGACCGACAUGAAUAUUCUUUGAAAAAUUUAGAUAACAAGAAAAACAUCACUUUAGUCUGCCCCCUUACAUAUUGAGCUAAUUAAAAAGCAUUUACAGGUUCCAGAUGCACGACCAUCUGGCUUCCAGACACACAAUUACAAAAUUACAACAACGUCUGCAAAAGUUGCCUGACUAAUUUAAGUGCAAAAACCAUAUGGGAGACAAGAGAGGCCACAUAAAGCUUAUACUCGAUCUUAACCCCAUCUAAAACAUGUUAAAAUAGUGCAACUUUUUAAUUUUGCAGACACACAUUGCUAUGGCGAUGCGUGCAGAGACCAGAAACCAGAUACUUUUUCUGGGGGGGGGGGGGGGGGCUAAACUUUUUACAAUAGUAAGUCCAAUGCAAACUCUAAUUUGGAUGUUUUACAUCACACAACAAAUCUUCAACAUCACACACCAAAUGCUUAUUGUUUAUUGUCAUUGAACCAAAUUCUUUCAAAAAUCCAUGAUGUUGCUGUGAUUAUCUAUUACUUUUAAAAAGAAAAAACUUGUUAAGUUUAAUAAUAAUUGGACAGCUAUAGAGAAUAUAUCAUCUAGAUCGUCUGUAAUGGCCAUGGUAAACUUGACAUGUAUCUGAAUAACCUCCUACAGGGUUCCUUUUUUUUGUUUUCUUAAAACCAAAAAGAUUUUAAAAGUUUACAAUUGAGAUUAAUAUCUUCAUGUAAGGUGUUUAUUGUUAUAUGAUGGUAAAAGGUAUAAAGCUAUAUUGGCUACUUCUAUAGGCAUUUUACUAUGCCAGACAGUUUUAUUAUUUUACGGAAAGUCUUGAUCUUAAUUUCUUGAUCUUAAAUGAUCUUUUGUAAACGUCUUUAUCUCAAUUUUGUGACUUUUGUCAGGUAACAUUAACAAGUAAAUUGAGUCAUAAAAGGAAAACACCCAAUAUAACUUUAAUCAGUGUUUAUCAUGGGUAAACUUCAACCAAAUUAAAAGAUAAACUACCGUCAACUUCUUUUGAAAUAAGAAUGUAGUAGAAAAUAAUAUAUCACUGAAAAUAUAUCAGUGAUUGCAUGCAGUGUACAUAUACAGUACUGUAAUUAGAAAUGUCUUUAUACUGUAUCAGCUUCCAAUUGUAUAGGCCUUGUAACAAUGAAUAAAGUAUUUUGGGCUAUCAGCCUGAGGGUUUGGUA
Patiria miniata (bat star) is the source of this 4838-nucleotide messenger RNA. Its product is annotated as E3 ubiquitin-protein ligase LRSAM1-like. The record is from RefSeq and is a predicted model, not a curated record. Bases 426 to 2675 code for a protein of 749 amino acids. The transcript has 21 exons. Lineage: Eukaryota; Metazoa; Echinodermata; Asteroidea; Valvatida; Asterinidae. Gene Ontology annotation, molecular function: protein binding.